Oppiella nova is the source of this 606-nucleotide messenger RNA. The record is from the annotation of a GenBank genome assembly. Lineage: Eukaryota; Metazoa; Arthropoda; Arachnida; Sarcoptiformes; Oppiidae.
AUGGCCUUAAGAGUGGUGUCCAAGACAUUGAUUGUCGUCGUAUUGGAUGAGUCGGGAAGUAUGUCACCGAAACUGACGGACACGUUGGGCGGGUUCAACCAGUUCAUGACCUCGCAGCGCCAGGUGCCCAAUGACCAGGGAUAUGUCUAUUUGGUCACAUUCAACAGCACAGUGAAAGUCCUCUACAAAGGCGUCCCAUUGGAUGACAUACCGGCGCUCACUGGAGACAACUACAAGCCCAGCGGCUAUACAGCCCUAUACGAUGCCAUCGGACGGGGAGUUGGUGUGGCCCUCGAGGACAAGGGAGCGGAGGAUCGCGUGAUUUGCGUGAUUAUGACGGAUGGCGAGGAGAACGCCUCCAAACACACGACUCUUGCACAGGUCCGGGAGGUGAUCGCCGAGUGCGAGGGCAAAGGCGACUGGACUUUCGUUUACAUCGGCGAGAACCCCGAGCAGUGGUCCCGCAGCACCGGUAUGUCUCACGGCUCGUCCACUCGCUAUAAUCACCACAACUCGGAGGACAACUACUCCAGCGCUAACUCAGCCGUCACUCGUCUUCGGACUUCCGUUCAGAAGUCCAUUAAGAAUAUCUUUUUGCCCGAUUGA